AUGGAGCUUCAUUACCUUGCUAAGAAGAGCAACCAGGCAGCCAUGUGUGAUGUUGUGGACUGGAGUUCAGGAGGGCCUCCCGGGGACCAGGCAGAUGCAGCAGUUACCAAAGCUGCUAUCUGCUGCCAGAGACAUUGUAUGUUGACACCAAGAGCACCAGAGAUGGAAGGGUCUAAACUUAGCCCGUCUCCAGCAUCCCCUUCCCCCACACUGCAAGACAGUGUUAUUCAGCGAGACUCCUUGCCACCAGGACCUCUCAACUCAGGGAACAACCAAAUGACAGCAGAACAGAAAGUCUGCAACUGCUGCAGCCAGGAAUUAGAAACUUCUUUUACCUACGUGGACGAGAAUGUCAACCUUGAGCAAAGGAACCGGCGCUCCCCUUCAGCUAAAGGGAGUAAUCACCUGGGAGACCUUGGCUGGGGAAACCCAAAUGAGUGGUCCCACGAGGCUGCCAUGUCCCUGAUAUCCGAAGAUGAAGAUGAUACAAGCUCAGAAGCCACCUCUUCAGGGAAGUCAGUAGACUAUGGUUUCAUCAGUGCCAUCUUAUUCUUGGUCACUGGCAUCUUGCUGGUGAUCAUCUCUUACAUUGUCCCACGGGAUGUGACUGUGGAUCCCAACACUGUGGCAGCCCGGGAGAUGGAACGUCUGGAGAACGAGAGUGCAAGGCUGGGGGCUCACCUGGACCGCUGUGUGAUUGCCGGACUCUGCCUGCUCACUCUUGGGGGGGUCGUUCUGUCCUGUUUGCUAAUGAUGUCCAUGUGGAAGGGGGAGCUAUAUCGUCGUGACAAGUUUGCCUCUUCCAAAGAGUCUGCGAAACUCUACGGUUCCUUCAACUUCAGGAUGAAAACUAGCACUAAUGAGACCACCCUGGAACUGUCCUUGGUAGAGGAAGAUGCUCUCACUGUACAGAGUUAA
Messenger RNA from Hippopotamus amphibius kiboko, 918 nucleotides. RefSeq names its product transmembrane protein 74 (gene TMEM74). The coding region runs from base 1 to 918 and encodes 305 amino acids. Lineage: Eukaryota; Metazoa; Chordata; Mammalia; Artiodactyla; Hippopotamidae. The record is from RefSeq and is a predicted model, not a curated record. The transcript has a single exon.